Molecule: messenger RNA, 3374 nt
Organism: Poecilia reticulata (guppy)
Lineage: Eukaryota; Metazoa; Chordata; Actinopteri; Cyprinodontiformes; Poeciliidae
Gene: samd4a
Product: sterile alpha motif domain containing 4A
Biological process (GO): regulation of mRNA stability; negative regulation of translation; nuclear-transcribed mRNA poly(A) tail shortening
Cellular component (GO): P-body
Molecular function (GO): protein binding; mRNA binding; translation repressor activity
Source: RefSeq, a predicted model, not a curated record
UCUGCUGAACGGACUCAGAGGGAAAAGUUAGGCAAGAUGGCAAACCCCGCAGACCCGGAGUGAAAGGGCGCCGCUGCCCCCCUCAUAAUUAAAAACAAGCCGAGUCUGCGUUUCCUCCUGCGGGGGAAUCCGACGAUGCAAACCGCGCCAGAAGGGCUGACAGGGGAUUCCCUGAAGGAAAAUGCCACAGACUGAAGCUGCUGCGACACAGCUAGAGCUGGAAAAGAGCUGACUUGGCACCGAUCAAUCCCAUCUGAGAUCCACCGAGCCGCCAGAAGCAGAUCCGAUCACCCCAUGCCUGCUUAGAGCCGGAUCCGCCUCCCCUCUCCUCCUGUCUCUCGCUCGCUCAGCAAAGGAGAUUAUCGGGAAUCGAAGGUGGUGUGGAAGCCCCUCCAGCAGGGAUUUAUCCGCCAUCUGGGACGUCCCACCGCAUCCGGCGGCGCCUCGUCCGUCCCGCCCGGCAGACCAUGAUGUUUCGGGAUCAGGUGGGCGUGCUGGCCAGCUGGUUUAAGGGAUGGAACGAGUGCGAGCAGACCGUGGCUCUGGUGUCGCUGCUGAAGAGGGUGAGCCGGACCCAGGCCCGAUUCCUGCAGGUGUGCCUGGAGCACUCCCUGGCUGAAUGCACGGAGCUGCAGGUCCUGGAGGGAGAGGCCAAUAAUCCAGGUCUGAUCAGUCAGUGGCAAGGUGAGCCUAAGGAGCGGAUCAUCUCUCUGGUCCUCACCCACCUCCCUCUGCUCAAACCGGGCAACACUGAGGCAAAGAGCGAGUACAUGCGCCUGCUGCCGCGCAUCCUGGCGCACACCAUCGAGCACGGCCACCACCUGGAGGAGUCCCGCCAGCUGCUGUCCUACGCCCUCAUCCACCCGGCCACCUCCCUGGAGGACCGCUCCGCCCUGGCGCUCUGGCUGAACCACCUGGAGGAGAGGGCCGCCGCACGGGGCGACUCCCUGGAGAGGCCGCCGCCCGCCGCCGGCCCCCACCAUCACCACCACCAGUCCACGCCUCCGUCCACCCUGGCCUCGUCGGGAUCCUCGUCUUCCACGAACUCUUCGUCGUCGGGGAACCUGUACAACCUGCACCACCACCAUCACCACCACCAGCGCUACGGCUCCGACGACCGCCUCAACGGCUGGCAGAACUCCCGGGACUCGGGGAUCGGCGGAGGCUGGCACCAGCAGCAGGGCUGUGAGAACGGACAUCUCCUACUUUACCCAUCAUCCUCGGUGCCGGCAACCAUCAACACUGUUGGAACUGGUGGAGGAAGCAACACCAUUCUUUCAAGCGGCAGUGGAAGUCAGCAGCACAGUCCCCUGAAGCGCUCCGUGUCCCUUACGCCCCCCAUCAGCGGCCCCAACAACCAGCCUCUGGGCCACGUCUGGCUGUCCCAAGAGGACCUUCGGACGUCCAGAGGCCCCGCCCCAGACCAUGCGCCUCUCUCCCCCCAGAGCAGCAUCGCCUCUUCAGGCAGUGGGGGCAGCGAACACCUGGAUGAUGGCGGCUUAGGAGGCAGUUCAAGUCUGCAUCGCAAUUCCUUCCAUGAGGACGGCAGUGGGAUGAGGGAUGUUCCUGGAUGGCUGAAGAGUCUUCGUCUCCAUAAGUACGCCGUGCUCUUCUCCACAAUGACCUACGAUGAGAUGAUGUCACUGACGGAAGAACAACUAGAAGCACAGAAAGUCACUAAAGGAGCUCGACACAAGAUUGUAAUCAGCAUUCAGAAACUCAAAGAAAGGCAGAACCUUCUGCGCAGCCUGGAAAAGGACGUCUUGGAGGGCGGGAAUCUUCGCACGCCGCUGCAGGAGCUCCACCUGAUGAUCACGACUCCCAUCAAGGCCUUUAGCGGAGGGGACGAGUCGUCUCUGCAGCGCCCCCUGCUGAGUCCGCAGAGCAAGAGCUCCGCCUCCGACUCCGGCCUGCCUGGAGGCGGCGGAGGAGAGGCCGAGUCUGGCGGCAGCGUCAUCGCAGAGGGGGAUCUGCCGGGCCAGUUCACCCGGGUCAUGGGGAAAGUUUGCACCCAGCUCCUCGUGUCGCGGUCGGAUGAGGACAACAUCAGCUCCUACCUGCAGCUCAUCGAUAAAUGUCUCAUCCACGAGUCCUUCACAGAGACGCAGAAGAAGAGGCUGUUGUCAUGGAAACAGCAGGUCCAGAGGCUUUUCCGGUCGAUCCCGAGGAAAACCCUCCUUGACAUUGCGGGCUACCGGCCUCAGAGGAGCCGUUUCGGUCAGUCGAACUCUCUCCCCACCACCAGCUGCGUCGGGAGCAGCGUGUCCGCCAGGCGCAGCCUCCACCAGUUCCACAUGCCUUCCAGGAGCUUACCGGGAGCCAGACUGGGUUUACUGGGCAGCGGGGGGCUGCUGGGACCCACACCCCGCAGCUCCAGCAGCACCCCGACCGGGCCCAAACAGGGCAGGCAUGGCCCCUGGUUUGCCAACCCUGGAGGAAGUAACAGCAUGCCGAGUCGGACCCACAGCUCCGUGCAGAGGACGCGGUCGCUGCCGGUCCACACCACGCCGCAAACCAUGGUUCCGUUCCAGCAGGCCGAUCAUCAGUUUCCAGUGACGGAGCCGGACAUCAACAAUCGCCUCGAGUCGUUGUGUUUGAGCAUGACAGAACACGCUUUGGGAGAUGGUGCAGAUCGCACAUCGACGAUAUGAGGUCAUCGGGGCGCCGCAGGUUCUCCUCAAAGCCAGCCGGAGGUCGCCGGUCCUCCCGCCCCCCUCCCCGCAGCGCUCCACCGCCGGACCGGGCCGGACCGGAUCGGACCUCAGACACUCGCAGGUUGGUCGGCAAACAGCCAACGCAGCCCAUCAUCCAUCGGGUCGGACAGAAACAGACUUUCUCCUCCGUCCCGAGAAGGAAAAGCAUCAAAGCCAGCGAUGGACGGCGCCUGACUGGCGCCCCCCAGUGGAGGCGAGCGGAAGGGCAACACCGGCCUGUGGAUCGGGCCGACCAGAUGAAACAUGGCGUCUUCCGCGCCAGUAAUGUUACCUCAGACGAGACGAGCGGAGCCGCCGCGUUCGGGUCGGGAUUCUCAGACCGAUCGAACGUCCGGCGCUUCGUAGACGUUGGCGCCGCGACUCUGCGAGUUUUCAGCCGACAUCUUGUUUCUGCGUCCGUAUUGUUUACACGACGAUGCUGCUGUCGGACGGCGCGCUCGUUUUCAGGAAGCGCGCGAAGCUUUACGUCCCGCAGGCGGCCAUCGAACCAGUUUACAGCAAACGUCUCCUUUAUCGAGCGACGGCCGGCUGCGAGGUUUUAUCGGAGAGAACGACGGGAGGAAGUGCAGCAGAGGAAGACGGAGGAUGUUGAAGAGCAGCGGCGUCAAACUCACAAAUUUAUUAAUAAAACUACCUACACUGCAAAAACACAAAACAUUA